AUGUCAGACUAUGCGAUGUAUCACGCCCUUGGGGCACCGUCUGCGACCGAAGACGAGAGGCCAAUUCAGCCUGCAGCCCCUCAGUUCCGGCCUCCAGUUGCGCCCAGCCCACGAGGAUAUCAACAGACCGGUUCCUCACAUGGCACAGCUGCGCCCCAAGGCUUUGGGAUAACGCCGCAGUAUGGCCGCAGUGUACCGGCGCAAGAGCAGAGCUACUUCCCUCCCCAACAAUCCACGCAGCCUCAGGCUCAGGGACGGGGCGACAUGGCUGGGCUGGCUGCACAAAUGGGGGGCAUGGGGCUGGGUCCGGAGAGCGCAGGUCACGCUAGAGGGCACAAGAAGAGGGAUCGUCACGCGUAUCAUAAUCUCGAAACUCCUGGCGGCAGUUCCCAGGCAUUCAAUGGAAUACCGCAGGGUGGAGUGGGCACACCUACCCAGUUCUUGAACCAAAACGGCGCUCAUGCAGGGUCUUACGGCAGCCCACAAAUCACACCCGCUAUGUCGCAGUUUCCAGCGGCCAGUCCGAUGUUCAGUCCCACGAAUCCGGCUUCACCCAUGCAACAUGCUGCUCGUACAGGCCCAUCACAGGGCACGGCAGUUGGCUCCGCGCAGGGGCGUGUAGAUCCUGAGCACAUUCCAAGCAUACCGAGCUCUCGAGACAGACCUGCGCAAUACUAUCUAGAGCAUGUAUACCCCACAAUGGAACAUCAUCUUCCGCCUCCCGCCGCGAUCCCUUUUGUGGCCUUUGACCAGGGCAACUCAUCCCCGAAAUUUGCACGCCUAACUCUCAACAAUAUACCUGUGUCCUCCGAAGCUCUCGCAGUGACUGCGUUGCCUCUGGGCCUGGUUCUACAACCGCUAGCUCCGCUACAAGAAGGCGAGCAAGCGAUACCUGUUCUCGACUUCGGCGAGAUCGGCCCGCCCCGGUGUCGAAGAUGUCGAGCUUACAUUAACCCCUUUAUGACCUUCUCUUCUGGCGGCAAUAAAUUCGUCUGUAACAUGUGCACGUUCCCCAACGACGUUCCUCAGGAAUACUUUGCCCCUACAGAUCCGUCUGGCGUUCGUGUGGACCGGCAGCAGCGGCCGGAACUAACCCAAGGCACUGUCGAGUUCCUGGUCCCCAAAGAGUACUGGGCAAAGCCGCCUGUUGGUCUGCGGUGGCUGUUUCUGAUCGAUGUUAGCGCAGAGGCUGUCAACAAAGGGUUCCUGGAUGGCUUCUGCGAGGGCAUAAUGUCCGCGUUAUAUGCCGCUGAUGCAGUGGACGAAGGCGACGAGCAGAAUGGCCUACCCCAGAAGAGGUUACCACCAGGUUCCAAAGUCGGCAUCGUAACAUACGACAAGGAGAUACAUUACUAUAACCUCAGCCAUCGGCUCGACCAAGCGCAAAUGAUGGUAAUGCCGGAGAUCGAGGAUCCCUUCGUUCCUCUCAACGAGGGCCUUUUUGUUGAUCCUGAGGAGUCGAAGGCUGUCAUAACUUCUCUUCUAACGCAGCUACCUAACAUGUUUGCGGACAUCAAGAAUCCGGAACCUGCUCUACUCUCCACACUGAACUCCGCACUUUCCGCGCUCUCGGAUACUGGCGGCAAGAUAAUAUGUUCCUUGUCAGCGCUGCCAACCUGGGGUCCUGGCCGUUUGGUUCUCCGCGACAAGGGCGAGGUGCACAACACUGAGGGGGAGAGGAAGCUCUUUACCACAGAGCACCAGAGUUGGAAGCAAACGGCGACCAAGAUGGUGCAGAGCGGAGUUGGCGUAGAUUUCUUCAUGGCUGCUCCCAGUGGUGGUUACCUUGACAUCGCCACAAUAGGCCACGUUGCGGCGACGACAGGCGGUGAAGUCUUCUACUUUCCAAACUUCCACAGCCCGCGGGAUACGCUCAAGUUAUCAAAAGAGAUCAAGCAUACUGUAACUCGAGAUACGGGCUACCAGGCCUUGAUGAAGGUCCGUUGCUCAAACGGUCUGCAGGUCUCGGCAUAUCACGGCAACUUCUAUCAUCAUACCUUCGGCGCCGAUCUCGAGUUCGGAGUGAUCGAUGCCGACAAAGCUAUCGGAGUGAUGUUCAGCUACGACGGCAAGCUAGAUCCCAAGCUCGAUGCGCAUUUUCAGAGCGCACUGCUCUACACCACAUCCAGCGGUGAGAGGCGUGUCCGAUGCAGUAACGUGGUUGCGAGCGUCAGCGAGAGCCCGCUAGAGGCGAUGAAGUUGGUGGACCAAGAUGCUGUUGUAAACAUGAUCGCAAAGGAAGCCGCCGCUCGGAUGACAGAGAAGUCACUAAAGGACGUGCGCUCGGCUUUGACGGAGAAGACUGUCGAUAUACUAGCUGGCUACCGGAAGAUCGCCUCUGGGUCAAAUCCACCCGGGCAGCUAGUACUGCCAGAACACCUGAAAGAAUUCAGUCUGUACAUGCUGGGCCUGAUCAAGUCGCGAGCAUUUAAAGGUGGCCGGGAACCGACAGACCGCAGAGUGCAUGACAUGAGGAUGAUCAAGGCGAUGGGCGCCACGGAGCUCUCGCUCUACCUCUAUCCGCGGAUCUACUCGAUACACAACCUUGACCCGCUUGAUGGCUUUGCCAAUGAGAACGGCCACCUGCGCAUGCCUAACUCCAUACGCGCUUCUUUCUCGUACGUCGAAGCAGGCGGCGCAUAUCUAGUAGACAAUGGCCAGAUUUGCCUGCUGUGGCUAGAGGCCAACGUCUCGCCGAACUUGCUGGAAGAUCUGUUUGGUGAGGGGCAUAGCAGCUUGAAGGAACUUGACGCGUUCCAGUCGACGCUGCCGGUGCUGGAGACACACCUCAACGCCCAAGUAAGGAACAUCCUACAAUACCUCGAAGGCACACGCGGGUCCAAGGCCUUGACGAUGCAGAUCGCGCGGCAGGGCAUGGAUGGGGCGGAGUUUGAGUUCGCACGGUUACUGUAUGAGGACCGCAAUAAUGAGGCGCAGAGUUAUGUCGAUUGGUUGGUGCACAUCCAUCGGCAUAUCCAAUUAGAGCUUGCGGGGCAGAGGAAGAAGGAGGAUUCGGGAGACGCGUUGAGUGCGGUAUCAUCUACUUUUGCGGGUCUGAGGACGCCUUAUUGGGGUUAA
Coniosporium apollinis CBS 100218 is the source of this 3078-nucleotide messenger RNA. RefSeq lists its product as uncharacterized. Gene Ontology annotation, cellular component: endoplasmic reticulum exit site; COPII vesicle coat. Gene Ontology annotation, biological process: intracellular protein transport; COPII-coated vesicle cargo loading; endoplasmic reticulum to Golgi vesicle-mediated transport. The record is from RefSeq and is a predicted model, not a curated record. The coding region runs from base 1 to 3078 and encodes 1025 amino acids. The transcript is spliced from 3 exons. Gene Ontology annotation, molecular function: zinc ion binding; SNARE binding. Lineage: Eukaryota; Fungi; Ascomycota; Dothideomycetes.